AUGGCUUCCGGUCUUGAAGAGGUCCCCGAGGGACAGAUCGAGUCCAACUACGAUGAGACCACCGACUCCUUCGACGCCAUGAACCUCAAGGCCGAGCUCCUCCGUGGUGUCUACGCCUACGGUUUCGAGCGCCCCUCUGCUAUCCAGCAGCGCGCCAUCAUGCCCGUCAUCAAGGGUAAGCUUGUCCGAGCAUCCCGUUUGCUCCUUCUCCCAGCUCACUCUUUGUCCUCCNNAGGUCACGAUGUCAUUGCCCAGGCCCAGUCCGGUACUGGCAAGACCGCUACUUUCUCCAUCUCGGUCCUCCAGAAGCUUGACCCCAACGUCAAGGCUUGCCAGGCCCUGAUCCUCGCCCCCACUCGCGAGCUCGCCCAGCAGAUCCAGAAGGUCGUUGUCGCCAUCGGUGACUUCAUGAACGUCGAGUGCCACGCCUGUAUCGGUGGUACCAGCGUCCGUGACGACAUGAAGGCCCUCCAGGACGGCCCCCAGGUCGUCGUCGGUACNCCCGGCCGUGUCCACGACAUGAUCCAGCGUCGCGUCCUCAAGACCGACUCCAUGAAGAUGUUCGUCCUCGACGAGGCCGAUGAGAUGCUGUCUCGCGGUUUCACCGAGCAGAUCUACGACAUCUUCCAGCUCCUUCCCCAGUCCACCCAGGUUGUCCUCCUUUCCGCCACCAUGCCCCAGGACGUCCUCGAGGUCACCACCAAGUUCAUGCGCGACCCCGUCCGUAUUCUCGUCAAGAAGGACGAGCUUACCCUCGAAGGUAUCAAGCAGUUCUACAUUGCCGUCGAGAAGGAGGAGUGGAAGCUCGACACCCUCUCCGACUUGUACGAGACCGUUACCAUCACCCAAGCUGUCAUCUUCUGCAACACCCGCAGAAAGGUCGACUGGCUCACCGACAAGUUGACUGCCCGUGACUUCACCGUUUCUGCCAUGCACGGUGACAUGGACCAGGCCCAGCGUGAUGUUAUCAUGAAGGAGUUCCGUUCCGGUUCUUCUCGUGUCCUGAUCGCCACUGACCUUUUGGCCCGUGGUAUCGACGUCCAGCAGGUCUCGCUGGUCAUCAACUACGACCUUCCCGCCAACCGCGAGAACUACAUCCACCGCAUCGGUCGUGGUGGUCGUUUCGGUCGUAAGGGUGUUGCCAUCAACUUCGUCACCGCUGAUGAUGUGCGCAUGAUGAGAGAGAUUGAGCAGUUCUACUCGACUCAAAUUGAGGAGAUGCCCAUGAACGUUGCUGGUAUGUGGAUUGCGACUGACCCUACUUGA
Messenger RNA from Aureobasidium uvarum, 1266 nucleotides. Lineage: Eukaryota; Fungi; Ascomycota; Dothideomycetes; Dothideales; Saccotheciaceae. The record is from the annotation of a GenBank genome assembly.